ACUGGGCACCGAGCGUUCCUGCUGUCCCUCGCAGUGGACUGAGGCCGCAGGGGCGAGCUAGCCAGCUCCGCGCCUCUCCGCGGGAUCCAGAGGCCUCCUGGGGCUGCCGGCGGAGGGUCUGAGGUGGCGCGGCCAUGGCUCACCUCCGGGGAUUUGCCAACCAGCACUCUCGAGUGGACCCUGAAGAGCUCUUCACCAAGCUCGACCGCAUUGGCAAGGGCUCCUUUGGUGAGGUCUACAAGGGCAUCGAUAACCACACGAAGGAGGUGGUGGCCCUCAAGAUCAUCGACCUGGAGGAGGCCGAGGAUGAGAUCGAGGACAUCCAGCAGGAGAUCACCGUCCUCAGCCAGUGCGACAGCCCCUACAUCACCCGCUACUUUGGCUCCUACCUAAAGAGCACCAUAUGGAUCAUCAAGGAAUACCUGGGUGGCGGCUCAGCACUGGACUUGCUUAAACCAGGUCCCCUGGAGGAGACGUACAUUGCCACGAUCCUGCGGGAGAUUCUGAAGGGCCUGGAUUAUCUGCACUCCGAACGCAAGAUCCACCCAGACAUCAAAGCUGCCAACGUGCUACUCUCGGAGCAGGGGGACGUGAAGCUGGCGGACUUUGGGGUAGCAGGGCAGCUCACAGACACGCAGAUUAAGAGGAACACAUUCGUGGGCACCCCCUUCUGGAUGGCGCCUGAGGUCAUCAAGCAGUCGGCCUACAACUUCAAGGCUGACAUCUGGUCCCUGGGGAUCACGGCCAUCGAGCUGGCCAAGGGGGAGCCUCCAAACUCUGACCUCCACCCCAUGUGCGUCCUGUUCCUGAUUCCCAAGAACAGCCCACCCACACUGGAGGGCCAGCACAGCAAGCCCUUCAAGGAGGUCGUGGAGGCCUGCCUCAACAAAGACCCCCGAUUUCGGCCCACGGCCAAGGAGCUCCUGAAGCACAAGUUCAUCACAUGCUACACCAAGAAGACCUCCUUCCUCACGGAGCUCAUCGACCGCUAUAAGCGCUGGAAGUCAGAGGGGCAUGGCGAGGAGUCCAGCUCUGAGGACUCUGACAUUGAUGGCGAGGCGGAGGACGGGGAGCAGGGCCCCAUCUGGACGUUCCCCCCUACCAUCCGGCCGAGUCCACACAGCAAGCUUCACAAGGGGACGGCCCUGCACGGCUCAUAGAAGCCUGUGGAGCCCGUCAAGAGGCAGCCGAGGUCCCAGUGCCUGUCCACGCUGGUCCGGCCCGUCUUGGGAGAGCUCAAAGAGAAGCACAAGCAGAGCGGCAGGAGUGUGGGUGCGCUGGAGGAGCUGGAGAAUGCCUUCAGCCUGGCUGAGGAGUCCUGCCCCGGCAUCUCAGACAAGCUGAUGGUGCACCUGGUGGAGCGAGUGCAGAGGUUUUCACACAACAGAAACCACCUGACAUCCACCUGCUGAAGCGCGCUGCUGUUCAGAUAGGGGACAGAGGUCGUUUGUAUUUGUCCUGAGCUCCAUAAGAACUGUGCUGACUUGGAAGGUGCCCUGUGCUGUGUUGUGCCUGCAGGGACACGUCAGAUCCUGUGGGCCUCACAUGCCAGGUCACCAGGUCACUGCCUCCUUCCACCCCUGCAGUGUGCUGUUCUGCACGUCAGGGACGCCAUUCCAUA
Molecule: messenger RNA, 1621 nt
Organism: Pongo pygmaeus (Bornean orangutan)
Lineage: Eukaryota; Metazoa; Chordata; Mammalia; Primates; Hominidae
Product: serine/threonine-protein kinase 25-like
Biological process (GO): protein phosphorylation
Cellular component (GO): Golgi apparatus; cytoplasm
Molecular function (GO): protein serine/threonine kinase activity; ATP binding
Source: RefSeq, a predicted model, not a curated record